Molecule: messenger RNA, 1966 nt
Organism: Pimephales promelas (fathead minnow)
Lineage: Eukaryota; Metazoa; Chordata; Actinopteri; Cypriniformes; Leuciscidae
Gene: tmbim4
Product: transmembrane BAX inhibitor motif containing 4
Biological process (GO): negative regulation of apoptotic process
Cellular component (GO): membrane
Source: RefSeq, a predicted model, not a curated record
UUUACAAUGUAAACCACCAAAAGAAGAAAAAAGCAAACGACGGAAGAGACCUUUGGAUUAUCACCACUUCCCAGUAAAUGAUACUCUUUAAAUACGAUCAAACAUGAAUGAAGAGAAGUAUCCGCGAUCAUCUAUUGAGGAUGAUUUUAAUUAUGGCACGAACGUCGCGACUGCGAGUGUGCACAUCCGGAUGGAUUUCCUCCGCAAGGUCUACACCAUCCUUUCACUGCAGAUUAUCAUCACCACUGCUGUAUCUGCCCUUUUCAUGCUCUGCAACCCCAUUAAAACAUUUGUGCACGAAAGUCCCGCUCUGGUGCUGAUAUCUGCAAUCGGGUCCCUUAUCCUGCUGCUUGCAUUGGCUGUGUACCGUCACCAGCACCCCAUCAAUCUUUAUUUGCUGUUUGGAUUUACUCUGCUGGAGUCUCUGUCUGUAGCCACUGCAGUGUCAUUUUAUGAGUACACAAUAGUGCUUCAGGCCUUUGUGCUCACGUCUGCCGUGUUCCUGGGUCUCACUGCCUACACUUUCCAGUCUAAAAGAGACUUCAGCAAACUCGGAGCCAGUCUGUUUGCUGGCCUGUGGAUCUUGAUCAUUGCAAGCUUUUUGAGGCUUUUCUUCUACAAUGACACAAUGGAGUUGGUCUUCGCCGGGGCUGGAGCUCUGCUGUUCUGCGGGUUCAUUAUUUUCGAUACACACUUGCUGAUGCAUAAGCUGUCCCCAGAGGAACACGUUCUGGCAUCCAUCAAUCUGUACCUGGACAUAGUCAACCUGUUCCUGUACAUCCUGCGCAUUCUCGACUCCAUGAAGAAACACUGAAUGUUGUGACGCUCUUCUUCGAUUUCAGAGGUGAAUUCUGGGUGCAGUGCUGGGAGUGGUAUAAUAAUAUUAUAUUUUGAUUUUCUUUAACUUAUAGUUUGGCACUGUUUGAACUAAUCGAAUUAUAAUGUAUUGUUAAUUAGAAUCCAAAUUAAGAAAAAAACAAAACAAUAUUGUGAAUCAUGGUGUGAAAUAUUUAUAUGUGAUAAAAAAAUCUUUAAAAAUACAUAUGUUUUGCAAUGUUCAGAAUUAUUGGAGUGUGUGUGCUAUAUACUAUGUCUAUUUGGGCAUUAAGAGCAAACUCCUGAUUUUGGUUCAUUAUUGGCAUUAGUUGAGUUGAUGAUCCUCAUGACAUUUGCAUACCAGGUGUGAACGUUCAACUUGCAAAGUGGUAAUUGUAAUUUAAUGGCCAAAUGUGAAUGUUUCAAACAUGAUUGUACAACUUAACUUGGUGUUGUUGAUUGGAUUCCUCUAUUUUUGAAUGUAGUGUGAAAUUUUGAAUAUUUAUUUAGGUGUUGUAAAUCAGUGUUAUAGUGAUAAUUCACCCAAAAAAUGAAGAUUCUGUCAUCAUUUACUUACCCUCAAAUUGGUAACCAGACACCCAUUGACUUCCAUUAUAUUUGGAACAAUUUGAUGGUGAGUGAAUUUUCAUUUUUGGGUGAACUAUCCCUUUAAUGGUUUGGGAACCAAUGUUACGAGAAGCCUGCAAUAUUUAGUUUAGUUUGGAUGUGUUAAUGGAAUGUUUAUGAUUUUAAAGUAACUAGACACUUUUACUUAAAAGGCCCGAAUUACAUUAUAAGAGCUGCAAAGAAACCAAAACAUCUUGAAAAUAAUAUAUAUUUUUUUUAUUUGCAGCAGUCUUUGGUGUAACAAUAUACUAUUCACUAAAUAAACAUGAUUUUAAAGCAGCAUGCAGUCAGUUUCAAAAGCAUCAAUAAAUAUAAAACAUUAUUCAGGGAUCUCUGUAUGCCUGUACCCAAAGUGCAAUAUUAGUCAUAAUAAAACAUAAUAAUAUGUAUAAUAAUAGAGAGAAAUAUUGCUCUUGAUUUAUUUUUAAAAGGGCAAAAUUGUCACAUGAAAAAAAAAAACUGAGAUUGAUUAUAAUUUAAUGUUCUUUGGUGUUGUAAUUAAAAAAUAAAAUAUUUUACCCUG